Messenger RNA from Pseudomyrmex gracilis, 1917 nucleotides. RefSeq names its product retinol dehydrogenase 11-like. Lineage: Eukaryota; Metazoa; Arthropoda; Insecta; Hymenoptera; Formicidae. Bases 35 to 1009 code for a protein of 324 amino acids. The record is from RefSeq and is a predicted model, not a curated record. The transcript is spliced from 6 exons.
UUCUUCCGCGAAGCCGCGCAAGACGUCAGUAAUCAUGUGGCUGUUCCAUAGUUGGUGUACGAGUAAAGUACGUCUCGUAGGUAGAACCGUAGUGAUAACGGGAUCAAAUGCCGGACUCGGAAAAGAGACCGCUAGAAAUCUCUACAGAAGAGGUGCUAGAGUGAUUUUGGCAUGUCGAAAUCUAGAGAAGGCAAAAGCUGCGGUUGAAGAUAUAAAAGCUAAUCCACCCUCAAGAUCGAACGAAGAACAGUUUCAGGGAGAUCCGGGCGAGCUUGUGAUAUAUCAUCUGGAUCUUAGCAGUUUAAACAGUGUAAAAGAAUGCGCCACGAAUUUAUUGGCAAAAGAACCGGUCAUAAAUGUGUUGAUAAACAACGCCGGUGUGAUGUUGUGUCCGCAAGAAAAAACGGUGGAUGGAAAUGAUCUGCAACUACAAACGAAUCAUCUUGGCCAUUUUCUUCUGACGCUCUUGCUGUUACCGAAACUGCAAUUAUCUGGUCCUAAUUCUAGGAUAGUUAAUGUGUCGUCUAUUCUUCAUCAGUUUGGUGUUAUACACGACGAUUUGAAUUUGGAGAAGUCAUAUACUCCAUGGAGAGGUUACACGCAAAGUAAAUUGGCAAACGUAUUGUUUACCAGAGAACUUGCUCGUCGUUUAAAAGAAGCAAACAUUAGUGGCGUAAACGUAUAUUCUUUGCAUCCUGGUAUUGUAACAACAGAGCUAACUAAAUAUUUUGAUUCGGCAUUUUUUUAUGGCGCAAAUUUUGGUUUUCGCUGGAUUCUGCGGCCAUUGUGGAAAAAUUCCGAACAAGGCGCACAAACGAUAAUACAUUGUGCAGUGGAUGAAAAAGUGGCUAACGAAACUGGCUUGUAUUACAAAGAAUGUCAUGUUGCGACUCCACAGUGGCGAGCACGGGAUGACAAAAUUGCCAAAGAAUUAUGGGAUAAAACCUGCCGGCUUCUGCAUUUGGAACUUGAUGACAAAUUAGCCAUCAUUAACGAUCGUUAUGCGUAAAUUUACGAAGUAAUCUAUUUUUUUGUUUCUCAUACUACCGGACACACAUAAUAACGAGCAUAAUAUGCUUUAUGUAAUUAUGAAAUGGAAAUUAUCUACUUAACAUAAGUUUUGCGAUAGCAGAUAUGUUCUUGCGAAUUAUGAUUAUCGUAAAAAUUACUUUCAAGACUCUCUAACAUCUUAUUAAAUUUAUUUUAAUUAAAGAUUUACACAUACAAAUGUAAUUUACAUAUAUUUAUCUUAUACCUCGAUAGGAAAACAUUUGUGAAAUUAUGUGACAACAUCUUAUAUGAAAAUUCUGAUUUGCAAUUAUGUAGAUAUAUUUUGAGAAAUAGAUAUAAUAUUGAUCUUUUAUUAUAUAUAAAAUAUUUGUAACUGUUUGCAAAAUUAAUUUCCAAAUAGGGUAAAGAUGCCUAUUAUGAGAUGGUCGCCUAAUAUGAGAUAGCGAGUUAUUUCUUAUAUGUAAACGGCUACAAAUUCAUAACUGCGUAUUUUUAACACAUUACUUACACAAAAACAUCAAAUCUUUUGUUAGUGUCGCUUAUUGUUGAAGACGACGUAGUUUCUGCGAGGGAAUUGUCGUGUACGCGCGGAGAAGAAAAAAAAUCAUUAUAACAGUAAAAUUGAUAUUUAACACUUUUAUGUCAUAGGCUUCACUGUUAUUUCAAUUCACUCAAAUGUACACAUGCACUAUAAGUGAUUUAUCAUGUAGUUUUGUCAAUUUAUGGCAUACUUUGUUGAUAUAAACUUAAACUUUCUACAAUUUUAUAUUCCCUAAUAUGAGAGAUACGCAGCUGUUCUUAAUAUGAGAUACUUUAUAUUAGAUACUGUCAAGUUUUUUAUUCUGUCAGGUUCUUUAUUUGAUAUAUUAAUAAGUUUUUAAAUAUGAAGAAAUCAACUUAAUUCAU